Prorocentrum cordatum is the source of this 362-nucleotide messenger RNA. NCBI's taxonomy places the organism in Eukaryota, Dinophyceae, Prorocentrales, Prorocentraceae. The record is from the annotation of a GenBank genome assembly.
GCUCGCGCUCGCCCGCAGCAGGCUGGCGCUGGCCCAGAGGCUCGCGGCGGAGCGCGGAGGGGGCGACCCCGACGGGCUCGUGGCAGGCUCGCAGCGGCGCUUGGCCCUGCUCGAGUCCCGGUGGGACCUGGCGAGGAGCGGUCUCGGUCUCUUCGACGGCGUGCUGGUGGAGCUUGGCCCCGCCGAGUGCGCCGAGUGCCUCUACUAGCGCGGUGGCGGACUACGCGCCCGCGUCGCUGCUGUGGCCGCGCGGGCCGGAUGCGGCGCCCGCCGCUCUGGCCGACGCGGCGCGCGCCCUGGGAGAGGAAGGCGUGCACCGCGUCGUGGACGACAUCUGCAACCGGCACGGGGUGGCGCCCAAG